Molecule: messenger RNA, 7267 nt
Organism: Anopheles stephensi (Asian malaria mosquito)
Lineage: Eukaryota; Metazoa; Arthropoda; Insecta; Diptera; Culicidae
Exons: 3
Coding region: 2071-4527 (818 amino acids)
Molecular function (GO): protein binding
Source: RefSeq, a predicted model, not a curated record
AGAGCCUAGGGGCAGGCGCGGGAACGGGGAAGGAUGAAUUAAUUUUUCCUACGGUGUUUAUUUCCCCCCCCCUGCCAGUGUGAAGGAAAAUAUGGUACAGCGCAUGCCGCUGUACUCGUUCCCCACCACCGUGACAGCACCAACUUCCCAGCACCACCAUCGGAAAAGCCCACCGAAAACGGCACACUCAGGGCUCUCCGGCCCAAAAAGUUUCCCGAUGUAUCUCACGCCAAAUAUCUCUUGCAAAAUCUAUUCUCCACACUUUGACAAUUUUCCACAAUGAUUCCACGAAGGGGGGGGGGAGUAGACUCUUUUUUUUCCUCGUUGGUUGGUCCUUCCGUUCCAACUCUCCCGCUCGCUCGGUCUCUCCGCUCAUUCUUCCUUUGACUCACGCUCGCUCGCGGACCCGGUGCGGAGAGCGAGACUCGUUGCGCUCAGGCGUUGUAUCUCAGGCCAGUAACAGUCCUUUAAACUGUUGCCAGUUAGUUUGCGAGCAAUAGUACUAAAGAUACUGUUUUACACGCUGGUACUACUUCCUGUCUGCCUUCCGCACACGCACAAAAAAAAGCGGACUACCCCGGAUCGUGGUAGUGGUUAUCCACAACGGGGGGGACGGGUGUAGGACGAGAUAUCUGUACAUUGGGGUUUUUGUUUUCCGCAGUACUGGAACGUCCGCCGACUGGACGUUCAAAAGAAAAAGCUGAAGCUGAAGACCAAACCUAUCCGGACAGCGUUGGUGAAGGUGUCCGGGAAUGUAAAGCGCAGUUUCUGGUGGUGUGGUGUGCACUUGCUUACUACAGUCAGCAGCAGCAGCAGCAGCAGGCUGCUUUCGGUGAGAUGUAAUAGACACGCUCUCGCAGUGAAGGUUUGGCAGGUCCCUUCCCCAGCGUAGUUGCGUAGGACCACCGCAACGCCAAAAGAAACCCACCCGCGUACGAAAUCGAUCAGUGGUGCAAAACGAGCUCGAGUGUCAGCAAGAUUUUUCCGCCCGUUGUUGUCCCACAACAACAACAAAAAAAAAGCCCCCCCCCCCCAACACGGGAAGGCUCGGCCGUAACCAGUAUUUCUUGUGUGAGGACAAACAACCCGAAGAAGCAGAAGACAAAAAAAUCUAACCACAAAAAAGAGAGCAUCUCGGACUCGGCGCAUGUGUGUGUGUGUGUGGUGUUUUGUGAUGUGAGUGUGCAAUAUUGCCUGAUUACGGGGUGAACCGUGUUCUGCGGUGCUACGGGAAAAUGUCCGUGCACAAAGAUGGUGGCGAAAGUGCUAUGGCGCGCACCAUGUUCGCCUGAUCCACGGGAAUGACCCCGUGCAACGCGAACCUGCCGUACCGUUUUGUGACGUGGUGUAACGGGAUGCAGUGUACCGAGUAGUACCGUUUGCUCCGUACUCCGACAGUGUUGGUCCUGCCGAGCGGUGUGAAGUGAACAGUGAACCCUGGCAGCAAACGUUUCACCUUCGUGUGUGCUUCAAACAAUCAAACAUCAGUACGCCAUAUCAUCCGCGCGCUCCCUACGGCACAAUCAAUAAAUAAACCCCCGAGCGAGGCAACGUUUCCUGCAGCAGAAGAAGGAAAACUCUUCGGGGGGUUUUUGUUUUUUUCUUCUUCUUCGUUCGUGGUCGAAUGUGUUCCUGCUCCGGACUGAAGCCUAUCGAUGACAGGCAGGGCAAGAGUAAUGGAUCUCUAGUGGUGGUCGAGUAUGGUGUAGGCGCGAGUGCGCAACGUACAUUCCCGUGGUGCAAAGAAAAAAAACCCCCCCGUAUGCAAAACGGACCGAGCGAUGUAAGACACACGGCGAUAAGCAAGAUAAUUGGUGCUCGAAUUUUGUUUGUAACCAAUCUUGGCCCCAUCCAUCCCGUAGGACGCGUCCGGGAAGAUCCUUACACGCCGCGUACAGCAUUGCGAUGGGCUAUUUAUAGAUCCAGACCUAUCCACCCAAAGAAGCGCCCGGUAGAGAAGCGUUACCUCUAUAAAUAAGGCAUCAAGAGACGGAACGGUCCACAACUGCACCAAGACAGCAGUGACAGCCAUUUGGAAAGGAUAAGGAAAGCGGGUCGAACAAUUAUGCCAUGGUACUGCUGCAGCGCGCUAAGCCACUAAAAAUGAUACAGCUCUACUUCACAGUACUGUUUUUCCUGCUGUCAUCGGCACUGUGCGCCGACUGGAGUGCCAGCUGUCCGGUGAACUGUAGCUGCAAGUGGUCGAACGGCAAAAAGUCCGCCAUCUGCAAUGGGGCCGACUUUACCGCGGUACCGUCGAACCUGUCGACCGAGAUACAGGUGCUGGUGCUGAACGACAACAACAUCCCGUACCUUAACCGGGAAGAGUUUACAUCGCUCGGGCUGGUAAACCUGCAGAAGAUACAUCUGAAACAUUCGCACGUGAAAUAUCUGCACCGGGAGGCGUUCAAGAACCUCAAGAUACUGGUCGAGGUGGAUCUGAGCGAGAACGAAAUCGAAACGCUCGACAAGCAAACGUUCGCCGGUAACAAUCGGUUGCGCAUCAUCAACCUGUACGACAAUCCGAUCAAGAUGCUGGUGGCGGAACAGUUCCCGGUGCUGCCGUACCUGCGCAACAUCGACCUGCACGGCUGCCAGCUGCGGUACGUGGCGGAAACCGCCUUCUCCAAUCUGGACUUGCUCGAGUUUCUCGACCUAUCGAAGAACCGGCUCGAAAGCUUACCGCACCACGUGUUCAACCACAUGAAGAACCUGAAGACGUUAAUACUGGAGGAGAACUGGUGGAACUGUGACUGCCAUUUGCGGGACUUUCGCAACUGGUACCUGAACAGCUCGCUGAACCGGCGCAGCCUCAUCUGUCAGCGACCGUUCGCGCUGAAGGGCCUGUCGUGGGAGUAUCUCGAGACGGAGCAGUUCGGGUGUAUGCCGAUGGUGGAGAUCUUUCGGGAUGAGUACGAGAUCGAGGAUCUGGGCACGAACAUCACGUACAAGUGUAUGGUGUCGGGCGACCCGGAACCGAACGUCCGGUGGGACGUGAACGGGAAGGACGUCGAUCAGGACAAUGCGAUCAUCGAGACGGAGCGGCACGUAGCGUUCGACGGGAGCGUUACGAUCUGGAGCAAUCUCACGAUACUGAAUGUGACGAACAACGAUUCCGGCUUUUACACCUGCACCGCACUGAACCGGAUCGGGCUAGCGAGUAAAAACUUUAGCCUCGUACUGCCGGAGGUGGUCGAGCGGGUGAUCAUAAAGACGCCGGAAACGUUCUGGUACUUCGGCUUGAUAUUGGGCAUCUUUGGCACCAUCUUCGGGCUGCUGUCACUGUCGGUGGUGGUGUGUCUGGUGAAGCGGAAGCUGAGGAUGCGCCGCCGGCGGAAAACGAUCAAGAACAGUGUGAGCUUCAACGAUCAGGAGAAGAAGCUGCUAGAUCUGAGCAUCACCACGAACGAGCGGCAGGAGUUUAGUGCGAGCGAUGUGGUGACGCCCUCCACCAAGACCGACUCGACGAUUGCGAUGGAACCGGUGCAGAUAACGAUCGAGUCGAUUGCGACCUCGAAGCGGGAGGAGUAUCCGCUGAAUGUUGGCGUGUUUCCACCACCGCCCGAAUUCUGCACCCAGAUGAUAUCGAACCCGACGAUCAGCAACAUCUACAUCUCCGUCUCGGUAACGCAGGAUCCGCUCGAAGGUGCGGAGGUGAACAUGUACCCCGACCUGCUCAACAUCCCGAACCGCCACCAGAAGGGACCGCCAAAGAUAUCGCCCGUGAGCGUUACGUCCUACGCAACGUUACCACGCAAAACGGCUACGGUGGGCGGUGGUCCCCGGUGUUCCAUCACGUCCGGCCAUAGUUCCGGGUCGAGCUCGAGCGGUACCACCGUCACGCAGCUGCUGGCCGGUGGUAAAGCGAGCGGUGGUGUUGUUGGAGCACCACCCUCGACCGGUUCACCACUGUCCUGCACGCCAAGCUUGCUCGCGACGGAAAUCCCACUGACGGAAGGCAUUGUCAAUUACGCGACCACCUCCCUGCGCGAUGACUCCGGGUGCGAGAUGUCUGCGUCGCCGGUGCCGUCCAUGUGUGCCGAAUGCAGCAAGGUGAUGAAAGCGACCAGCAGCACAUCGACGUUCGCCGCCACGUCCAAGUAUGGCGGUGCGUCGCGUACACUGUCCGGCGUCGGCGGUGAUCUGGCGACGAUGGCGGGCAGCAUCAAGUGCGAGAAACCGCUCGCCUGCCUGAAGUACGACAAUAUGGGGCGCCGGUAUACGGCCAGCGGCAACUCGACGCUCUCGCUGCCGGACGAGCUCAAGUCGUCGGCCGGACCGCCGGGCACGUUCGUCAUCAAGCAGCAGGAGAUCGAAACCAUCGUCGAGCAGGACGACCAUGCCGCGCUGGACGAUGCGACCCGGCUGGACGAGCAGCUCGAAUCGUCCGCCUCCUCCUCCUCGGCAACGGCGGUACCGGGUGCGAUGGGACCAGCGGCAUUGGCGGGACCGCUUACCGACGACGGUGGGCAGGAGGCGGCCCAGCGGGGUCUGUACGUCGUGGGUAAUGAUUUCGUUUCGCUGUAGUCGUCGUCGUCCCCGGCCAGGCCAACCCUAUCAAGCGUCGGUAUCCCGGCGGCCGUCGGCAGGGUACGCCGCACCGAGCAACCAAUCCAAACCAUCGAACUUAAAUUGUACAAACGUAUUUAUCCCUCUUCCUUCCUACCACCUCACUAUCCGAACCCGACUAGCACCUACCCAGAAACUCACCUCUAUUAGCUGUACACACUGUUGCAGCAACAGUAAUGAAGGAAGCUAAUAGUAACGCUCACACAUACACACACACAAACUCACUCGUAUAUCCUUCGCUUCAGCGCCUAGACUCCGACCCCGAGUACGCAAACUUCAAAGCAUGAUAGUAGCGUGCAACAACCUACACACACACACACACAGAGACGUGCAAAGUCGACAUUUACGGCAGCGAUGUACCGGAACGUCUCGGAACCCAUUUACCCGUAAUUAUGACAUUUUUUUUUGUCGACCACUGGUUAACAGAAACGAGGUAAGGUUGUAGUAAGCGCCGUAUCCGUAGGUAAUUCUAUCCUUAGCGGGGUGUGAGUAACUUUUUCAAGCGACCUGAACCAUCGGUGAGUCACUGGUAGUGAUGGGCAUUUCGUUCCGAACCUACUAGUUCGAAGUUCGAGGGUAGGUUUUUUUUGCACCUACAUUUUGUGGUUCAUUGAGAAGGUUACCUAUCAAUUAUUUAUUUCCCAUGCUCACAGUAAUCUCAAUAACCAAACCGGGACGCUGAUAGAAGCCACGAAAGUGUUAACGAUUGUUAAAAAAAAUUCGAAAGUGUUAACGAUUGGUAGAUGCUUCAAUUGUCAUAAUUUUCAGUUUCCAAUUAAGUAGGUUCAAAGAACCUAUUACGUUCCGUUCCGUUCCAAAUUUCGUACUGUUUCCAAAAAUAGAAUAUUCCCAACACCAAUCACUCAAGGAAUCAGAAGUAAAACAAAUGCGCCCGAAUGUAUGCAAUCUCCCUGGUUGUUCAGACAAUGCAGUAACGCUUCACCGUUACGCGCGUCCAAGCGGUUGCUUGUUGUUUACUCUGUCGCUGUCGUGCGAGCCUCUGCCCGACAUCAUACCAAUCUAGUGUGAAAACACCCGGGUUUUUUUUAACCUUCUCAUGUUCCCGAUGCCCCGCUGUGGUCAAUCACGUUUGCUUGGUUGGUUAGCUCCGUUUUGCGUACCUCGGUAUGGGUUUGCUUCGCAAAAGAACAAUUCUUUUUUCAGCACACCUGUCAACAGUGACUCACACAGUUAGCUCCAAAAUCAGUAGCUUUAUACUACUACUACACACACCCACACACAGAUACACGUUAAUACAAAUAUUAGUUGGAAAGAGGGGGGGCCGUCGCUUUUAAUUCAUAUCAUACACCACAACUGUCCAUACCGCGCCUGGAGCCUGGCUGAGAUGGGCAUCAAACAAAAACAAAAAAAACAAUGGACUGUGGACAUCGUUCCAACGCAAGGACCGACUGCGACUCCAACUCAGUAGAUCAAAUGCAGCAACAACAACAAAAAAUCUGACAGAUGACAGACCGCCAAGCCAAAACAAAAAACUGAGGGUCUUCCAAAAUAGCGCCCUAUUGAAGCACUUAAACAACCGAGACCCCCGCUCUAUUUAACUGCUGCAACGAACAGCUGUACCGUACAGCGACCGUAAAUAGUUCGCUCCCUUAGUGGAUACAUACAUAUAGUUUAGUUAUCGAACGAUGUGUGCGCACGUGUGUGUGUGUUGGUAAAUUUUUUUGUGGGCCAAAUCGCUUGAUUGCACCUAUCACUUAGUACGGAUGUUUGCGCAAACAGUUGUAAAGCAAGGGUUUACGUUGGCUCCGUAACGAAUCUAGCACUAGUUUCCGUUUCCUACUUACUAAACCUGCAGACUAUUUAGAUGUUUUGGUUUUCCAUGUUCCAUUUUAAGCAAACAAGCAAACAAAAACCUUUCAUCCCAAAUCGUGGGGUUAUCAUGUAUAUCAUAUAUAUGCUGAAAAUAGUGAUGAGCAGUGAACAACGGCAAACCAAAAAAAAAAAAAUACUAAAAACAAGGAAAGAAAUGCACCCGUAUGCAUAAACUGCAAAAGACGUUACGAGACGUUAUAACUCUCUAAUCUCUGUAACACUACAUAAAACUCACACACACACACACCGACACACGCAAACGAGAAAGAAGAAAAGUAACUAGAGAAAAAAAAGUUUGAGCAAAAACAACAAUACUAAUACAAAAACCCAAAAUCAAACAAAAAAAAACACCCACACAAUGUAACUCCGAACUACGCAAAAUGUAAUAUAAAAUCUGGUUCGAUUUGGGAGCAAAUUAAAAAAAAAAACCCCAAAAACGAGGAAAGGCCGUUUCUUUCCUUCUCACACCUCCCCCCGCAUAAAGAAGCGUUAUAUAGUAUCAGUUGUGAAUAAUGGAUAAUGGUAACCAGUUAAGAUGUGUUAAAUGUGUAAAGAGAUGGGAAAUGUAAAACAUUUCCAUGGGAGAGGGGGGGGGGGGGGGGUUGGGAAACAAAACCUGGCUGAGGAACGUAUUUAAACGAAGACAACCAAAAAAAAAAAAACACUAAACACACGACAGCAGCGGUAUAUAAAAUGAUAAGCUUAUUAAAAUGACUUUCAGUUGAAGCGAUAUUGCGUUGAACCUAUUACAAUUACAGUAGAUCGCAAGUAAUUCUAGAUCAUGAGAAAAGAAAGAAAAAAAACAACCGAGCGAUACAGACACACAGUCAGAACAAAACGCUGAUACUUCUGAAUAAAAAAAAAA